Messenger RNA from Salvelinus sp. IW2-2015, 2641 nucleotides. RefSeq names its product uveal autoantigen with coiled-coil domains and ankyrin repeats-like. NCBI's taxonomy places the organism in Eukaryota, Metazoa, Chordata, Actinopteri, Salmoniformes, Salmonidae. Gene Ontology annotation, molecular function: protein binding. The record is from RefSeq and is a predicted model, not a curated record.
GACUUCUAAUGGAUGUGUGAUGUUUGUCAGGACCUGGAGAGAGACAGAACGAGAGCCAGCAGGAGACUCUGAGGAAGUUUUCACCUGGAGCAGAGGGCUCUGAAUGGACAAGGUCAAGCUACUGCAGCAGCAGCUCAGUCAGGAAAAACAUACAGUGGAAUGCAUCCAUAAAGAGAGGGAACAGCUGAAGCUCUUACUGAGUUCCAAAGACAGGGAGGAGGGGGCRCGGGCCCCAGAGACUGUCAAGGUUCAGCUCAGGAGCCACAUGGGGGACUACUCUGGCCAGUCUGUUAUCAAAGGAAAAGACAACGUCCUCGUCAAACAAUCUCAAAGCCUGGAUUCAGCGCAGGUGCUGCAUUCGUCCGGUCUUUCGCACUCACUGUCCCGUCCSCUGGAGCUUGCGGGACGUCCUGGUGUGGGCUGGGACCCAGUCGAGGAAGUGGAGGCCCUGCGGCGCGAGCUGGAGACGGUGAGGGGGCGGCAGCAGACUGCCGAGGAAGAGGCUCUUCGCCUGCAGGCGGCACUGGCCCGCAAAAGCCAGGAGUGCCAAGAGCUGGCCCAGAGCCGGGAGACCAUCCAGCGGCAGGCAGACCGGCAAGUCCAGGAGCUGGAGGAGGCACGGGACGUCCAGAAGAGGAUGCUGGACUCUGAAGCCAAGGUCAAGCAGCUCCAGGCCCACGUGGUGGGUCAGGAGCACCUAGGAGGCCAGGCGGCCGAUGAGCUCCGUGCCCAGCUCCACGAUGUCAAGGCCAUAGAGGGCGCCUCGGCCGAGGUGGGGCGCGUGCGUAACCACCUGAAGCAGAGUGAGAAGGCCCUGGAGGAGUACAAGAGCAGCGAGGGCCAGCUGGCGGUGGAGGCAGAGCGGUCUCUGGGCCUGGAGCUGACUGCCUUGCGGGAGGAGAGGGAUGAGCUGGCAGAGGCUCUGCUGGACAUGGAGGCCCUCAUUAAGGAGACCCAGGCACGGCAGGGAGAGAAGGUUGUGCCGGCAGAGAAGUUCGACAACAUGAAGAACCUGUUGAGCAAUGCGGUGGAUGAGAAGGAGCGUCAGCUGGCAGAGCUGCGGGAGGACUAUGACCGUGUGCUGGAGGAGGUGGCUGAGCUACACAGGGAAAUGGACAGCKAGCCAGCCCAGGCCGGGACAGGGGCGGUCCCUCUGCAGGAGCAUGAGAGGAUGAGGACGACCCUGGAGGAACAGAGUUCCUCCCUGAAGAGGAGGCUGGCGGACAUAACUGCCAAGAGCCAGGCACUGAUCCGCCAGGUAGAGGAGAGCGAGGAGGAGCGGGAGAUGCUCCAGGAGCAGCUGGAGGAGCUCAAUAGCAGGGUGGAGGCCAACUUCAUCCCCCUCAAGGCCCACGAAGAGGCCAAGAGCGCCCUGGAGAGAGCUGUGGAGAAGCUGGAGGAGAGGCUGGUGGAGGCCGCAGAAAGGAACGGCCAGGCCGAGGUGCAGAUCCAYAGGCUACAAACGGAGAGGGUCACCCUGUGUGAGAGCGUCACCAGCCUACAGAGCGCUACCGUGCCCUCCGAGAAGUUCCGGAGCGAAGUGGGUGCCCUGAAUGCUCGCAACGCUGAACUGGUGAAGGAACUGGAAGUGCUCCAGAAGAGGUUUGAAGAGAGAGAGAAGGAGCUGGCCCAGGUCACUGCCACGAACCAGUCUCUGAAACAGAGCCUAAAUGGAGAGUACGUGUCCAGAGAGAAACAUGAGCAAGUGAAUAUGGAGCUGAGUGCUGCUUUGGAGAAGGCCAAGGCUGAGCUCUCCAAACUGGAGAUGGAGGGCAAAGAAAGUGAGGAAGAGUUGCAGAAGGUGAGAGAGGGUAGUGCAGAGUUGAAAGAGAAGCUGGAGAAUGUUCAGGUGAUGAUCGAAAAUGACUAUGUGUGCCUUAUAGACCAUGAAGCUGUAAGGGUUAAGUUGAGCAAUGCUGUUGUUGAGGCGGAGCAUCGGGCCAAAGAGGCGUUGGCAAGCUACCAGUCUGCGCAAGAUGGGACAGUAAAGCUUCACCAAGAAAUGGAGGCGCAGAAGAAAGAACUAGACACCAUCCAGCAAGCUAUCCAGGCCAAGUUUGUCCCGUUGACUGCCAUAGAGGAGAGGGAGAACUCCUACAACACCAAGCUGAAAGACUUGACAGGAAAGCUCUCGGAGAUGCAAGAGAAGUACAACCAGGAGAAGUUGGAGGGGGAACGUCACAAGCAGGAGAAAGAGAAACUGAAAGUGCAGAUGGAGUCUGUGCAGCAGAGAAUGGAGACAGGCUUUGUCGCCAGUGAAAAACACAAGGAGGRGGAAGAUGAGUACAGGGGUAAAAUGGAGGAGCUGACGCUGAGGUUGGUGGACCUGGAGCAGCAGUACAAAGACGUGACUGUGCAGAGGGCCGAGCUGGAGGAGCAGAACGCCCUGUGUAACACUGACAUCCAGAGCCUGCAACAGCGCCUGGAAUCCGAGUCGGCCCGGCUGGAACACUAUGAGGCCGAGCACCGAGCCCUGAGGGGCACCAUCCAGCAAUGUCGUCUCAGCAGGACUGGGGUUUACCCUGCUUCUACUAAUGGACUKUGGCUCCUCCUGGAGCGAGGGAACGGGAGCGGGGAGCUGGGCCGGGGCGGAGGUGUAGGAACUCAGGAGCCUCAGGGGCCCUGUGUGUGUGACCCCUGA